GGUGGUGGGUUUGGAUGUGUGGUACCGGUAUGAAGGGAAUAGUAUACAUGCCAUUGUUAUAGUCAUGCAGCAAGUAUCAUCUCUGGAAACUAUAUAAGACUGCUGUUCAGCAACCAAUACCAAAUAAAACUUCGUGUUAUCCGUGUUGAAUACUCGUCGUUUGUCAAAAACGACAGGUCUAAUUUGUGGGAAUUCUGUUGGACGAUAUUCUUCGGAUCUGGAAAUAGGUGGAUCCUGUUGCGGAUCGAACUCAGCUCCGUAUUGUACCGUUUCAAAGGAAUCCGCCACCUCCUGAGCUUUCCUCCAAAAAUACAACCCUUAACGAUGACCGUGGAAUUAACGAGCAUGUCUUCAAAAUCGUAACAUUUAUGAAAUUCUUCGUGACAACUUUACUCUUUGAUUUGAGAAAAGAAGCAGAAUCUCAAUCGGAUCUGUAAAACUCUUAACCCGGAACGGAUUCGGGCAUCAUUCAUUCGCCAUUCACAGUGGUUCGCUUUUGCACAACGAUUUUCUUUCUUCAUAAUUAUUCAAGAAAGAUCCGAGUUCGGAUGUCAUUUACUUUAGAUACACCGAGCAGAAUAUGCACCAACAAAUUUGUUAUGAUGCCAUUGAAAUGAAUUCAUUAGUUUUGUGCAAAUGGAAUCUCGGACAAAUUGUACUAAAAGCAGUAUAAAGACUUUUGAUGGAUUUCGGUCGACAAGGAAUUUUGAGGGAUUCUUCGAUAAGGGAUUUUUCUUGACUCAAGUGCUAUGUUUUGUAAAAACCUGAAAGCUACUAACGUAAGUUGUUUCAUUCAUAACUUAUGAAUGAUCUCAUUUUCACCUGUGAUGUUGAAGUACGGUACACUUGAGAGAUAUACCUUUCAGUACAUUAACUAUUUUUAACGUUUUAUAAUUCAUAAUAUGCACCCAGAUUGGCCUUGCUUUCUAGGAAAAACAUAUAACAGUUCAACUUAAGGCCUAUAUUUGGAAUAACAUGGAUUAUGCCGGUGGCUUAUUUUAUUGCUCUCAUGUCCUGGCAAGUUAUAGCGACGUUCGAGGGUAACGAAAUGUCACUGGGGCUGUGAAACACUAUUCCUCAACUUUGUCUGGAGAUCCAUUGGAUGCGGGAUAGGAUGUGAUCAAACUUUCAUCGAUAAUAGGACAGUACUUACAGGGUUACAGUAUCUGCCUUCAUACUUUGUAGCGGAGUAUUUUCAUAAUUAUUUUCUUCUUCGAUCUACGCAGCAAUCAUGCUAAUAGACACAGCACCUCCCUUUCGAACAAAAUAACACCUGGUUCCCCAGGUCAGGCUUAAAUAAAUCAAUUGAGUCUAGACCACUUCACGCACCUGUCGAUGUUUAUAUACAGCGUUAAGCAGAACAGAAGCAUACAUUUGCAUAUAGCAAAAUGUCGAGAUUUUCUUAACAAUCAAUUAUACACUCUCUUGAUUGGUAUGACAAUUGCGAGGGAAUUGCUGUGCCUUGCUAUUCGACUUAUUGGAGCUCGCAGCUGACAAGAACAAUGACGAAAAUAUUUGAGGUGAUACUGAGGCUUUUGUCUCGGCAUUUCGCCUUUCUGCGGAUCUACCAGGCGUACCUUCAGCGCACGAAGCGGACAAUUUCCACGGAAAAUCUUUUAGCGACGAGGGAUUGUGAUUCAGAGACGUUUGGCCUCAAACGAAGAAGACAUACCGACUGUGUGAUAAAGACCAGAGAAUAUCACUCAGCAGAGGUAUAUUGUCGAGAUUCAAAUAAGAGGAAUAAACCGGUGGGAUUGCAGAGUGCCUUUAUUUUAAAAGGAGAUACUGAAUUUCAAAUGGAGGAGUCGAUGAUGAAUACAAACUUUAGGAUCAUAACGCAUCAGCAUGCGUCAAGGACAACAUACCACUGUGUCUCGGAUAAUAAUAAUGAUACUGUUUCAGUGAGGCCGCGAGAUCUUCUUACGGACGACUUUCAGGUCGAAGGUUUGAUCGGCAGCGGUGGUUUUGGAUCGGUGUUUGUUGGGAAGUACUGCGGUCGACGAGUGGCCGUCAAGGUGUUACGACCACGCCGGAAAAACGCUGAAGCCAUGCUGCAGAGCUUUCGCGCAGAAGUCAACGCCCUGUACUUAAAGCACGAGAACAUCGUCAAUGUACUAGCCACAAGUGCCGUAGAGGAUUUCGAGGCUGGUGCUUUUAUCAUCAUGGAGUACGCGGGGAAGAGGAAUUUACAGCAACUGAUCAAUGAACCAUCCGAAAGGUUACCGCUGGCACGCCGUGCAAAUUUUGCUCUUCACAUCAUCCGUGCCUUACAAUACACCCACGCACAUAACAUCGCCCACUUGGACGUCAAACCAGCAAAUAUCAUUGUAGAUGAUUAUGACGUAUGUCGCUUGUGUGAUUACGGAUGCUCUCAGCAGGUCUUUGGGUCAAAUGGCAAAGGUCUUCGAAGCCCUACGAAUCGGUCGUACUUGACCGGCACUUGUGGGUACCGCGCCCCGGAGCUCUUGUGUGGUGACGCGCCGACGACCAAAGCCGACAUCUAUUCGUUCGGGAUCACACUUUGGCAGAUGCUGACGCGAGAGACGCCAUACGCUGGGGAGAAUCAUCACGUCGUCAUUUUCGGCGUCGUCGCCAAGGACAUGCGCCCGAAGCUUCCCGGCAACGAGAACGAGACGGAAAACGACUGGUAUCGUCGGCUCAUCACGAAGGCCUGGCCGAAGCAACCCGAAGACAGACCGACUGCCAGGGAGUUACUGAAAGAGCUGGAGAUGCGACUCGGUGUGGACGACGUCGCUUGAACGAUUGUGCCGGCAGCCGAACUCCCAUCUACCAGUUGGUGAAUGUCAGCUAUUGAUGGUUGAAGUUUGGUGCUCCAGAGCAAUAUUUUAUCGUCGCAUCUAACAUCCUUGAGAUGCCAUCUUUGGCUAGUUGCAGUUCAUCCGGUGACAUCUAUUGAACUGCCCAUUGUCGUCAACCGCGAUUUGAGUCUUCAAAAUACUAUAGGUUCUCCAACAUACUUGCGCAGGUCUAUACGUCUAAAAACAUUUCUUAUCGACGUAAUAUCUUUUUUAUUGUGAUAUAUCAAUCGAUUGUACUAAUGACAUUAAUGACAUAUUCAAUGAUAUUCAUUUUCAUUAGCUAAUCAUUCUGAGUUUUUAAUGAUAUCACCCUUCCUUAGCAACUGCCAUAUAGUACCCUAUAAGUAUACGUGAUACAUUACGCUUCUCUUUCGAGAGUUUUUAAUCGUUGUUAUUUGUGAAAAAUCUAAAAAUUUGUAGUUAAAAUCGCUAAUGGAUUCAAUCGAUCAAACAAGCAGGCGCCGGCAGAUCGAGGCAAAUCCGGGUAUAUCUAUUUCAUGAUUAUCGUGAUGAUGAAUACAAAACCAUGACGUCACAAUCAGGGUUGGUUUUCAUGAACCACUUCAGUAAGUGCCUCAGAUUUAAUUGUGAUAAUGACUAACAUGAAUAAUUUAAUGUCGAAUUCCCUGAUGUUCUUCUAUAUAAAGAUAAUAAUGUUACCAGUGACUACUGUAUUUAAAAUCAACUAGUAGA
Strongylocentrotus purpuratus (purple sea urchin) is the source of this 3512-nucleotide messenger RNA. RefSeq names its product serine/threonine-protein kinase mos-like. The record is from RefSeq and is a predicted model, not a curated record. The coding region runs from base 1503 to 2759 and encodes 418 amino acids. The transcript has a single exon. Gene Ontology annotation, biological process: protein phosphorylation. Gene Ontology annotation, molecular function: ATP binding; protein kinase activity. NCBI's taxonomy places the organism in Eukaryota, Metazoa, Echinodermata, Echinoidea, Camarodonta, Strongylocentrotidae.